AUGCCGGAGAAAACGUUUCUUUGGAUGGCAUUUGUUGCCGUUGUGGUAUUAUGUCAGUCUGAAACAAUCGUGGAAAGACUGAAAGGUGCCAAGAAUGUAAGGAAAGGCGAUUUCUCCUUCACGGUGAAAAUAAAAAGAAACGGAAAUGAUGUUUGUAAUGGUGUGAUGGUGGAUCGGAAAUGGAUUCUGACUUUGAGAAACUGCAUAAACGACCGGAAAUUGGGAAGUUACAAAGCGUAUUUCACACCUAUGGACUCUAAAGCAGCAAAAUCUGACCUCGUACGUUCUUUCAAAGCAUUUGCGUCAAAUGAUGCCAACGACGACAUUAUUCUUUUGAGGCUGAAUAAGAAACUUCGCAGACGACGAGACGGAGUGCGGCCAUUUGACAGAAUAAUUUCUGGAAAGAAUGAAGGACAAUUAACAAACUGCAAAGUUAUUGGAUUUUCCUCCAACGGAAAAAUUUACAAGAAAGUUGACGUCCGCAUGAAUUCAGCUAGCAAAUGUGGUACAAGCAAAAAGAAAACAGUAUGCCUGAAUACAUUUCGAGGCAAAGUUUGUGAGGAAGACAAUGGUUCACCCAUUGUCUGUAAAGUAGACGAAGUUGCGGAAAAGAAAUGGUACUUGAUGGGCCUUGCAUCAGUGAAGAAAGGAUGUAAAGCUAGUAAAAUUGGAGGAGUGCGGCUAUCUUCCAAAAAAGAUUUCAUUUCUUGUGUUGUCAGUGGAAAAUGCCCCAAAGAAGUACCUAAAGCAGAGCUUGGUGAGGCGUGUGUGAAUGACAAAGAUUGUGUUAUUAACACAAUUUGUAAUGGAACAUGUGUUUGCCCACAAGGAUAUAGAAAUGUUUCUGGAAUUUGCAAAGCGUGCGAAGGGUAUGCUUGUGUCUCGGCGUUGACUGAAGAGAGUAAUGAAGAGUGCAUUAUUUGUAAUCCAGAAUGCAAUUCAACAUUCACAGUGUUUCGAGACAUUAAUGUAGAGUUUCUGAAUCCCGAUUCGGAUUCGUGCUAUUCUGAGUCCGCUGGCGGAUAUUUCAAAAACAGAUGCAGACGAAUAUGUGAUAUCACCCCAAUUUGCAAACACGGCUUUCAACUGGACGAUGUUUGCAACAUCUUUACGUUUGGCUGCUUACUUCGCGUAACAAAAGGUGGUAAUAGCUCUUUUUGGACUCGAGGCUGUUAAAAGCUUCAAAUAUAAAGGACAUAAAGGCUGAGGACUGAGGAGGGGGUGAAUAAGAGGGAUUAAAUUUUAAUUCUUUGUGUGUUCCAAAAAUAUGCUCCUAGUACACGCACGCACACACGCCUUUUUCUAACAAAAAAAAAAAAUAAAAUAAAGACAAUGUCACAUGGGAAAACACAAAUAGCACACCUUAUCACCCAAUAGCUCCUGAUAGGCUUUCUGUAAGACUGGUAUUAAGGUUUGUUUCACACAUCAUUGACAGAUUCCAUUUGGAAUGUUGUAUCAGAACCAUUAUCUUCGGAUAUUGAACGACAUAAUUAAGAAAACGGGUUCUUACACAUGUUUAUCUCGGAGAUAAGAAUGUUAUCGCCUUUACUAGAAUUGUUCUGUAGUUUGAUGCGGACAUCACACAGCUCUGAAAUACUAGUAUGCAUAGAAAAUUUUACAUAUAGAUAUUAUUGAACUGUGGGUUAUUGCACUGGGAGCAGAAAACUUUCUUUCAUAUAAGAAGGCAUGAGGGCUCGAUCCCACGACCUCCAGAAUGAGCAGCCAACAUUUUUUUCAUUUGAUCGACCAAAUUUUACGUCAUGAUCUUUAUGGAACAGCUAACAGUAAGAAAUAGAAAAGCUGUAAUAAAUUAAUUGCCUUCAUUACAAAAACAUUCGUGUGACCGUUGAUAUAUUUAUAUCGUUUCCAAUUCAUUGGUCAUAGAAAUCCAGUGAAAAGAAAUGUUUUGGAAUGUUUUCAUGUUAAGUCAAAAACUUUAAAUAAAUGAAAUUUAUACGUGAUUAUAAAAUAUUGUGAUGCAUACAUAAACCUCUCAAAAAGCAAACUCAUUCCUAUAUUUGUAGUUUAGGAAAGUUUCAUGUAUUGUGGUGUUUGUUUUUGUUUUGGACUGUAUUUGUAUUGUCAUAAACUGGCAGCUUGUCACGCACGCACGCACGCACACACGCACGCACACACGCACGCAAACACUUUCCUCCUGCUCAGUCCUCUGUUUUGAAAACGAUUUUACGCAUUUAAAUAAAAAACACAGACAUUUUAUCAAAGACGAAAUGUUAAAGUUCAUUAUAUCACAAUGAUUUUUAUUUUAAUUCCAUGGGUUCUGUAACUUAGAUAUUUAGAAAUUUUAUUGGAUACUACUACGUUCAAAAGAAAUAAACACUGAAAGUUUU
This is a messenger RNA of Mercenaria mercenaria, 2348 nucleotides long. Its product is annotated as protein C activator-like. The transcript has 10 exons. Gene Ontology annotation, molecular function: serine-type endopeptidase activity. Gene Ontology annotation, biological process: proteolysis. The record is from RefSeq and is a predicted model, not a curated record. The coding region runs from base 1 to 1176 and encodes 391 amino acids. NCBI's taxonomy places the organism in Eukaryota, Metazoa, Mollusca, Bivalvia, Venerida, Veneridae.